Oryza sativa Japonica Group (Japanese rice) is the source of this 1044-nucleotide messenger RNA. RefSeq lists its product as uncharacterized. NCBI's taxonomy places the organism in Eukaryota, Viridiplantae, Streptophyta, Magnoliopsida, Poales, Poaceae. The record is from RefSeq and is a predicted model, not a curated record. Gene Ontology annotation, molecular function: protein binding.
AUGAGUGUUCGUCGGUUUGUUCAUCUGGUGCUGGAGGAGUUCGCCCCACGCCGCAGCAACUACACGCUGCGGAACAUAGACAUGGACCGCUUCUUCCUCCCACGUCCAUCUCCGGUGCCAUCCGCCGCCGCCGCCGCCGACGCGGUGGAGUACGGCAGCCUGCCAUGCCCGGCCAUGACCUUCUACCCUCCCUCCUCCAGCUUGUCCGGGAACCAGAACAUGGAGUUCUUCCUCCUUGGAGGCAACCACAACAUGGUGGUCGCCGCCGACCAGAGCUGCCGCACCGUCCUCUACGACCCCGGCGAGCACGCCGUCCGCACCAUGCCCGCCCUCCCCUACCAGGUGACAUUGCCUGCCACCUCUGUCACCGUCGGCGACGACCUCUACAUCCUCGAUGUCGACGACGGUGGAAGCUUCCAUGGGCUCAUCUAUGAGGAUGGAUUGAACGAGGAUUGGCGCUGCUGCGCGCUCCCGCCGCCGCCGCUGUCCGACUUCGAAGUCGACUCCUACGCUGUGAUCGGUGGCACGGACAUCUGGUUAUCCACGCACGACAAUGGCGGCAUCUACUGCUUCGACACGGUGCGCCAUGCGUGGAGCACAGUGGCCACAAGAUGGACGCUGCCAUUUGUUGGUCUCGCCGAGUAUUGCCAUGAGCACGGCCUUUGGUUUGGCCUCUCACACAGCACCAGAGACAGGAGGAAGAGGAGCUUGGUGCUCUCCGCUCUGGACCUUGAUGGCGGCGAGCUGCCGCUGCUUCGCAGCUUUCCUAUGGAGUUCACACCGCCAGACGCCCUCAAUCUUGUCAGCUCGGACCUCGUGAACCUGGGCUCCGGCAAGUUCUGCAUUGCCAGGUUCUUCCGCACCGAUGAGGAUCAUCGCGAUGGCGAGGAGCUGUUCGCUGUGUUAACCGCCGUCGAGGUGGAGCGCUGCGAUGACGAUGAGGAUGAUGCUGGUGGUGGUGCCAAUGGUGGAGGGCUCCGCAUGCUGAAGCACAGGUCUGAGAUGUACAAGCUCACCAGCGAAAUGAUGUAUUGGGUGCUUUAG